This is a messenger RNA of Coniophora puteana RWD-64-598 SS2, 1776 nucleotides long. RefSeq lists its product as uncharacterized. Lineage: Eukaryota; Fungi; Basidiomycota; Agaricomycetes; Boletales; Coniophoraceae. The transcript has 8 exons. Bases 1 to 1776 code for a protein of 591 amino acids. The record is from RefSeq and is a predicted model, not a curated record.
AUGAGGGUCGCAUCAAGCACUCCUCGCCGUCCCAACAAAAGGCGAGCGGGGGCCUCACAUUCAGCACCUUUCGGCGAACCCGAGCAUGCGUUACCCCAGUAUUACCCACCAGGCGGCAUUAACUCCAGACGCAUGCAAGUGAACCGUCGUGUAGUUGGUACCGAGAUUGAGGGUGUUCUAUACGGUGACUUGUCGCGUCCGAUGAUUUACUCUCAGAGCAUGCUUAGAGGUAUAAGCGAUCAUGUGUCGACGGUCCAAGCGGGUUCAUCCCAUCUCUUAAUUGGAGCAAACGGAAGGAACCACGGUCAAGGUUCCGGAGGACUGACGCACGGUGUCAUAUCUGGCCAAGGAAAACAGGUUGUUGGGUUGCACCAGGUGGUAUCUCGAUUUUCCGACGAGAUCCCUCACUCUUUCGAUGAGAGCAAGACUCGGGGGGCGGGAGGAAACACUGACGCUGCCCAAGGCAAAGGUCCUGCUGAUGUUAUUCAUGGACUUCCCGAAGCCUACAGUCACAACUUACUGUACGGUAGUGGACGUGAUGUUUUUACUCCGCGGAACUCCGCGUCUCAACCUGAGCCAUCUCAAGGUUACCAUGCCCCUUCCAACGGCGUAACUCACUACCAACCGCCUUGGUCAGGAUAUAUUGCGCCGGAGCAAGCAUUUCCGCGCAUUGAUGAUGACCCUAAUACUUCUUCGUACCACCCCCCUCAGAAUAAUUUACUUCAGUCGCCGCCGCACAUUACCCUAGAGCAAGCGCAGCAGCAGGAGUAUUUCGCCAGUACCGCGCAACAUCCAGCGCACGUCUCCCCCUUCCUUUCAGCUGAGGCUGCCACGCAACCUGCCUCCGCUAUGAGCUCGAACAUAGUCGUAGGUCAGGGAGACCUGUGCACCCAGAUACAGCACCUGUAUGAUGUGACGAAAAUGCUGCCAGAGGAGCAACGGGCAGGGUCGCGGUCUCAGCGCAAGAUCUUCGACGUUGUGGAAAAGGUCCUCGAUGAAGCGAGAUCGAGACUUGCUUCGUACUCUUCCGAUCCCGCGUUUGACCACGAGCCGCUGACGGUGUGCGUCAGCGAGUUGCGAACGCUGAUUGGCAUUGCUGAGGAACUCGCGGCCCAACUUGCCCGACGCCUAGGGCUGCCAACGCCGGAGAGACAACUUGAGAACGGGUCGAUGACCAACGUACCUUCGAUGUUUAACUCUAGCCCUCCUGUUGUCGAUGAAUCUGUUAUCAUGGGCCACCCACCAACCCCCCCUCAAUCCGUUGACGAGUUUCAUAGCAAGCAAACAGCCGUCGACGGUGUGUUGUUAGAUCCACAGUUCUCGGCGAGACAAUUGGAGGCGAUCAACAGUCAAACCGACCCGUACAUCCAGCUAGGCUCGGUCGUACAGCCCGAGCAUCUCUUCGCCCAUCGAAGCGAAGAGAACAACCAGGAUUCAAUACACAGCUACAUGUCGCCGGCAUCACCAGCCCUCGACAUAGCGCCAGAGUUAUCAAACCCUGGCUAUCCCCCUUCAGCGACUGAGCCGACGCCUAUGUUUUUGUAUCCUUACGAAGGUGGUGAAGGGGAGUAUGGGCAGAUGGAUAUGGAUGGUUUUAGCCCUAACCCUGCUUCCCAAACGGGAAACGACGGAUUGAAUUUCGGAGGGACCAUCCACAGAUCCAUCCCAUCUGAUUCGCUGCCCGUGAACGCUUAUUCGGAGCUAGCACAUGCUCUCGGACCGGUUAAUAGGCCUGGCACUACACGCGUUUCUGCCUCGUCGACAUCAUCUGAUUGA